AUGGAAAGAGUUGGGCUUUACCUGCUAGUUCUUGUAGUCACCCUCCGGUACACCACCACCGUGAAUGGUGGUGCCGCCAGUCCCACCGCCAUGGACUUAAUCAGGGCCUCAUGCAAAACCACCCUUCAUGCCUCCCUCUGUGUCCGCUGUCUCUCAAGUUACGCUGGUUCAAUCAAGGGGAGCAACGCCGACCGCCUCCUUGCGAAAGCAGCAAUUUCCGUCAGCCUGAACAACACCAAGUCAGCAAGCGUCUUCAUAUCCAAACUUGGCCGUGUCUCCGGUAUAAAACCCAGAGAGUACCAAGCUGUGAAGGACUGUAUUAGCACCAUGACCAACAGCGUGGCAAGUCUAAGCCAGUCGGUUCAGGAGCUAGACCAGAUGGCUCGAACCAGGGGUCAUGAUUUCGAGUGGCACAUGAGCAACGCUGAGACGUGGGUCGGUUCUGCUCUUACUAAUCAAAACAUAUGUGCAAGGGGAUUUGAUGAUAGUUCUAUGAAUGGACAUGUGAAGAAUGCUAUCACAAGUAGAAUGGUUUAUGUUUCACAAGUCACAAGUAACGCACUUGCUUUGGUCAACAGGUUUGCUGUAAGGCAUAGAAAGGGUAUCCGUCAUCCAUAG
Molecule: messenger RNA, 618 nt
Organism: Lactuca virosa
Lineage: Eukaryota; Viridiplantae; Streptophyta; Magnoliopsida; Asterales; Asteraceae
Source: the annotation of a GenBank genome assembly